AAAUGAGGUAUGUCUCCGUGAGUUCAUUCAUCCGGACGCCGAGAUGUAGAUUCUAGAUCAAGCUCAUUCCUCCUCCUUCAAAGUUUCGAUUUCGGUAACUGUAGGUUGAACGACGGCUUGGAAACUACACUCAGGCCAAGGAUGAGAUACUGGUAUCUGCCUACAUGAACAUGUCCAAAGAUCCUGCAAUUGGAACGAAUCAGUCAGGAAAGGCUUAUUGGUGUCGCAUCAGCGACUACUACAAUGAACACAAGAAGACAACUAAUGCUAGGACACAACACUCCUUGGAGCACAAGUGGAGCGACAUUCAAAGGGACACUACGAAGUUUUGUGCUGCGUACGACAAAGUGAUAAGGUUGAAGCAAAGUGGCAAAAGCGAAGACGACCAGGUAAAAGAUGCACUACAGAUGUUUGAAAGCAUGCACAAGAAACAGUUUAGGUUUAUGCACUGUUGGUACAUGCUUCGCCAAGAGGUCAAAUGGACGACCUGGCUCUCAAGUUGUGAAACUCCACAUAAUACUGGGAAUGUCAACGUCAACGAAACCGGGUCCCAGGCGAGGCAGGGGGAAGACCAAUUUGGUUCACCGUCUGAUACCUUUGUGCGACCAAUGGGUAGGGACCGUGCAAAGAAGGCUCGUAGUACCAGCACUUCGAUCAAUUCAACUGCCUGCAUGGCGAUGCUCCAGAAGUUCCAAGAGGAUAGAGCAAGGUUCGAAGAAAAGGCUACAAAGUAUGAAGAUCAGGCCGCAGCAUCAACAGAAGAGGAUUGAAGGGAUAUGAAGAUGUACAGGGACAGAGACAACACCUUGGGUAGGGACCGCUACUGAAGUCAAAGCAGCACACAGCAGCCACGGUCGGACGGAGACAACACCUUGGGCGCAGUGGCUUCCAACAUGGCCCAAUGAGAUCGUUUUCCGACCGUUGGUGGCAACAGAAACGGCCGCCCUUCCCUCCACCGAGUAGGGAGCCGUAUACGGACUCUGCUGGAAACGCCUCCGCGCUCCGCCUACGCAAACGUGGAGGGCGCUAUCAGUGUUUUGGGUCCUACCGCGCACCCGGGGUUGCCCCUUAAGGUCCUUUUUGGAGUAGGACGGUGUUACCGACUGUAGCUCGAUGGUUCAUGCUAAUGCACGAGAGGCAGUGGACAGUUUUAUACAGGUUCGGGCUGCUUGGAGAUGCGUAACACCCUACGUCCUGGUGUGAGUACUUUAUGUGGUGGGUUACAAGGAGGCUCUCUAGUGUUGGAAACGUAGAGGGCCAGGUGGAUGGCUAAGUAGUGAGGUCUCUCUUUUUGAAGGGGUGCCCCAUAGGCCUUAUAUACUCGACCGUGGGGUGUUACAUGC
Messenger RNA from Zea mays, 1343 nucleotides. RefSeq names its product glutathione S-transferase T3-like. The transcript is spliced from 2 exons. NCBI's taxonomy places the organism in Eukaryota, Viridiplantae, Streptophyta, Magnoliopsida, Poales, Poaceae. The record is from RefSeq and is a predicted model, not a curated record. Bases 165 to 770 code for a protein of 201 amino acids.